This is a messenger RNA of Haemorhous mexicanus (house finch), 2234 nucleotides long. RefSeq names its product ankyrin repeat and death domain containing 1B (gene ANKDD1B). The record is from RefSeq and is a predicted model, not a curated record. Gene Ontology annotation, molecular function: protein binding. NCBI's taxonomy places the organism in Eukaryota, Metazoa, Chordata, Aves, Passeriformes, Fringillidae. Gene Ontology annotation, biological process: signal transduction.
AUGUGCCUUGAACAAGUACUGCCAGAUGAGAGAGAAUUUCAACAUGCUGCUAAAAUGAACAAUUUGGAUACCAUGAAAAAGCUGUUUAAAAAGAAUGUUAACAUAAAUGCUGUAGAUACUCUGAAGCGCACAGCAUUCCAUUUUGCUGUUGCGGGAGGCCAUGUGUCCGUGGUGGACUUUCUUCUUCAUCACAAAGCUAGACUUGACAUGGCAGAUCAGGUAAGCUAGCAUGGCCUGACAGUGAUUCAUCUUGCAGCCUGGACUGGAAAUCUGGAUAUAAUGCAAAAAUUAGUUAAAGCAGGUGCUGAUCAAAAGGUUAAGAAUGAGGAAGGAAUGAACAUACUGCAUUUUGCAGCUCAGAGCAACAGCAUUAAAAUAGUUGAUUAUUUCCUCCAAGAUCUUCAUCUGAAUGACUUGAACAAACCUGAUAAAGGUAAAAAGCCAUUUCUUCUGGCCUCUGAAAAAGGCCAUGUUGACAUGAUAAAAAAUUUUAUUGCUCUGAAGCUAUUUACUUCUGAAAAAGAUGAGGAAGGAAACACAGCAUUGCAUUUAGCAGCCAAAAAUGGUCACAGUGAAGCUGUAGAAAUUCUGCUUGAGCAAUGGGAGGAAAUAAAUGACCUCAACCAGAAUGGAGAAACUCCAUUUUACUUGGCUGUUGAGGGAGGUCAAAAAUGUGCUGAACUCUUACUGGAGGCAGGGAGUGACAUCAAUGUUUCAACUCAGAACCAUAACAGUGCUUUGCAGGUUGCAAUUCAGAAUGGACAUCUAUCCUUGGUUACUUUUCUUAUUGAUAAGAAUAUUGACCUGGUUCCUAAAUCUGAGCAGAAGAAUUCCCCUCUCCAUUUAGCAGUCCUAAGUAAUAAUCUCCUGGUAGUAAAAAGCCUUUUGGAUGCCAAUCACGACAUAAACUCCUUAAAUCACAGGCAGGAGACCCCUCUACAUCUGGCGGCUGAUCUUGGCAAUGGGGAGUUGGUGGAAGUGCUGCUGAAGUCAGGCUGCAAUCUCAAGACCAUGGAUAAGCAUGGGAAAACUGCACUAGCCACAGCAUCAAGGAGCCAUCAUGCCCUCAUUGUAGAUAUGAUCAUUAAAGCAGAAAGGUAUUUUGCCAUGAAACAGACACAUCUAGCUCAUAGUGGUAAUGCAUCAGACUUCAGUGUGUCCUUCAAACAAGAUCACAGCACACAGACCAAGCAAAUCUGUACCUCCCUUUGGAAUCUAGCAUACAACCAGUUAAAACCCCGUGAAUGGAAAAAACUGGCUGUGUUCUGGAAGUUCACAGAUGAACAAAUUAAAGCUAUUGAAGAACAGUGGACAGGGAAAAAAAGUUACAAGGAACAUGGGAACAGAAUGUUGCUCAUCUGGUUACACGGCACAUUGCUGGCUCAUCAGAAUCUUGUUAAACAUCUAUUUGAAGAUCUGGUGGAAGCAGGACUUCAGCCUUUAGCUGAGAAGAUCAGAGCUUCAAUUAGCAUUAGCAUGGACUCCAGGAAAUGUGUAAUUUCAUGAGUUCAUCAACAAAACAUGGCAUAUAUGAUGGAAUUAAAUGCCAGAAGGAAAGUGGCUUUCAAAUAUCUUUUUGGAAAACAAAAACCAUAUUUUGAAGUUGUACAACUUUUUCCACCCUAGAAGAACUUGCACUCCUGAAAUGGUUACUUUCUUCUCAAAUGCUUGCUAAAUAGAAAUGUUAAAACUUUAAGAAUAAAUGGCUGACUGGUAGCUUAUAACUGCUAAGCAAGAUUCACCACUUACAAUUUCUACACCUGGCCUAACACUGAUAAAGUAAUUCUGUAUUGAACAGCAAAUUAAGCUACUUUGUGUUUGAUGUGAAAUGUAAAUAAGAUGUUUUCUACAUGAAAAAAAUUAAAAUUAGUAAGUGAAAGUUAUGUGUAUAAAUCAAUUAACACUUGGCAAAUAAAUUGGCAUCUGGCCUCCUUUGGGAUUAAUAAAUUCUUGCUAGGAUUAUGAAAAAUCUUUCUACUGCAGCAUUUGAUUUAUGUAGUGAAGAAACACAAAAAUGUCAUGUGUAAACACCAUGUGUGGCUGGCUGCAGAAUUUUCUAUCAUGGCAUAACACUGUAUACACACCCUCAAAAGAACAUUUGAUAUUUAAUUCUUCACACAUCUAGCAAUUAUUUACUUAUUUCUUGUUUAUAUAUUGAAUUGAUACUUGGCAGUGUUGGGCUGAGUAUGUUUAAAGGUUUUCUUAUUACUCAAUAAAUUUCAUAUCUGAAAAAU